AUGAUCUCGCGUCUAGCCACCGCGGCUUUGACCGCGAUCGCAUACAGCACUCUAGCGUCCGCCGAGCCAGUGCAAUACUGCCCGAUCUCAGAUAUCUGCUACCAAGUCGCAGUACCAGACGCAUCCUCAUCCUCUAACAGCGGAAACAUCUACCUGCAACUCCGAGCGCCGACAUCCUACUCAUGGGUGGCCUUCGGUACGGGAUCGGCCAUGGCCGAUUCCAACAUCUUCAUGAUGUACACUGACGGCAAGGGUAACGUAACAAUAUCGCCGCGCGCAGGCGUCGGACACAUCAUGCCGCAAUACAACGCCAUUACACAACUCACCCUCCUCGAAGGCAGUGGUGUAACCAACGAUGGCAAAACCAUGAUCGCCAACGUGCGCUGUGGGAACUGCGGCUCUUGGUCCGGGGGUUCGAUGAGUCUAGCAGCUAGCAGUGCGGACUGGAUUGCGGCGUGGAAGACCGGCGCGGCAGUCGACAGCACGGACAAGAACGCCGGGAUCCACUACCAUGACGAGCAUGAACAGUGGGCUUUCGACCUUACGCAAGGUACCGUGUCUGACGACAGCAACCCGUUCGUAGGUGUGCGACAGUUCGAUAACAAUAACCGUGGUGUUGCUGGUAGCGGUAGUUUUGCUGACCCGCGUACUCUGAUUCGCGGACAUGGUGUGAUUAUGGCUGUGACUUUCGGUAUCUUGUACCCUCUGGGAUCCGCACUCAUGCCGCUGCUCGGCAAGUGGAUUAUCCACGCCUCGUGGCAGUUCCUUGCCUUCCUGCUCAUGUGGGCUGGGUUUGGAUUGGGUCUUGUUUCCUCGCAGCGCAUCAAGAUUAACUUCAACUCAACGCACACGAAACUUGGUGUUGUCGUCGUCUCCCUUAUGGGCAUUCAGCCUAUCCUGGGUAUGCUCCACCACAGAUACUUCGUAAAGCACCAGACUCGUGGUCUCAUCUCGCAUGCUCACAUCUGGUACGGUCGUUCCGUCAUUAUCAUGGGUAUCGUCAACGGCGGACUAGGUCUCAAACUGGCCACUGCUGCUAACAAAUACAUCAUUGCCUACUCUGUGGUCGCUGGCGUCGUCUUCGUCACAUACAUUGCUUCUGCUUUGUUCGGCGAAUUCCGACGCCACCAAAGGAAAGCGGGAGGCUGGGAGAAGAACAGCCCUUGA
Molecule: messenger RNA, 1167 nt
Organism: Hypoxylon trugodes
Lineage: Eukaryota; Fungi; Ascomycota; Sordariomycetes; Xylariales; Hypoxylaceae
Product: CBD9-like protein
Exons: 4
Coding region: 1-1167 (388 amino acids)
Source: RefSeq, a predicted model, not a curated record